CGACGCUCAACAUCUGACGUCUGUGAUGUUGACUUGGAAGUCAAAUCACCAGCCAACCCCUCACUUUGCUCCCGUGGUUCUGGCAACAAGAAACGCCAUCGACUUUGUAUAACAGCGAAUUCUCCAAAUCGCAUCUGCGUUGCGCAUCGUUCGACGUCAUUUAGAUUGCCAGGGGUUCCCGAUAUUGUCUCCCUUGUCUGCGGGUCCGUCUCCUAAGUUAGAACCGCAGCUCAGCUCGCCUUUUCUUCCGCAGCAAUCAGUUCGAACCGAACAGUACACAUUCAUUGGCACUGUCUCACGAAUCCGUUACCCAUCGUACAAGGUGUUGAAUGUUGCACUGGUUCUGUAGAUCGCCAUUACAGCAUGUUGUGUUGCGAGGAUCACGACGCCCAGUUGCUACCUCUGCGCGUUUCGUUCACCUCCUAAACCAGUACCACGAAACAAUUUACCGACACAAUGCCAAACGAAAGGAGGAACGGUGCCCUCUCUUCGAUGAAGCCGGCACCACGGCCGUCUGACACGCCAAAUCUCGAAUCAAGAUCUAUGCACACCAACCCGGGAGGCAUCGACACUCUACUGCCACCAGCACCGAUCGUCCAGACACCAUCCUCGAGGUCGAACUUGGAUGCGUCCACAACAGAAACAAGAGACUAUUGGAAUGGAGGGAAUCCUCAUAACAAGGUGCAAUUGCCGCCCGGCGACCUCCCCCGGUUCGACAGCCUCCUAGCGCCACCCCCGAUGCCAGCGAACGAGCGGAGAGAAAGCGACACAUCGACCCGAGCCACCAGCGAGAAUCUUGCCGGGGAGACAGCGUCGAGGCGCAGUGUGCAGUUUGCGAGACCGGAGAUUCCGGAAGUCACACAACACUCUCAGCGUAACUCCUUUGAGGAAUUCGACAGCCCUGGGAAAGGCAGAGGUGGCUCCUUUAUGUCCAAGAUCAAGGCAAUGACGGGCGGAUCGACUAGCAUGCAGACGCCGAAAUCGCCUACUGCCAUUCCACAUGAUUUUGGCGGUCACUCUCUCGCCAAUUCACCGGUAGCGACUAGGACCCAAAGAGGCCCAGACUCGCUUGCCGAAGGGACAUACGACGCAGAUGCUGAUGCCGAGCUGACAGCGGAUGAGCUCAACAUACCCGACGCGGGUCCAUCCAAGAGGAAGAAAAAGCGACGUAUGCGACGAAGAAAGGAGGACAAAAAUGAGCCCUCGACACCCAACCAGCCUAAUCACGAUGCCGACAUCUUCCAAGCGUCCAAACGUCUCUUGAGACGGAGAGCGAGCAUGCCUGAUACCGCAGCAGUGGCUAAUCGUGGCAUGUCUGAUGAUGAAAUGGCGCGGCAUCGCGCCCGUCCCUCCAUGUGGCGCUCCCAACGCUCGGCGUGGACAGAUCAGGCGACCCGUCCCGCAAGUGACGACAACGAAGAGCUCGACUCAUCCCUUGCCGUGAUGCGCCGAAGAGGCCAUUCGCGAAGGGCGACUGCGUUAGGCGGUGGUGGCGUUUCAGACGGGGACGCCGUUGCCGGGAGGCGACCUCUCUUUGGUUCAGAAAGGGCUUCCACCUUUGGUGCACACAAGUGGAAGCAAGUGAAGAACACGCUGAAAUUGCUUCGUCAGAAGAAGGAGGAUCGGUUUGACUACUACAAGUCUGCCGAGCUCAUGGCCGAGCUUCGUGCUGGCGCCCCCGCAGCUCUCAUGCUUGCCAGUAUGAUCCAACGUGACGAGCACGGCAACAAACGUAUUCCCGUGCUGCUUGAGCAGUUGAAACUUCGUGUUGUCGACAGCUACCCCGACGAGACCGAAGAUAGGAGCGACAGGCAUUGGCACUUCAAAUUCGAGUUGGAGUACGGCAGCGGCCCCAGUCGCAUGAACUGGACCAUCACCAGGUCGCUGACAGACCUCUACAACCUCCAUUUCCGCUACAAAUGGAAGUUGAGGAAUGAAAAGUAUAAACCAGGUCGCAUUGAGACAGGAGCCCGUCUCAAGCAGCCCAAAUUCCCGUGGGCUGCUUUCCCGUACAUGCGUUCGGCCCGGGGAAAGAAGGACAUGGAUGAGAGCAGUUUGGAUGAAGGUCAGCCUGGUGAAGCAACCGACACGGCUCCAGGCCAUCCUGUCGCUGCCACUCCUAUUCCUGAAGAAGGGUCCCAACUGGGGGUCAGUGACGCCGAAGUACCAAUGCCAGCUAAUGCUCGAAGACCAUCAAGGCUAAAUAUGCUGGGCAUGCGGAGGCGAUCGACAGGCAUCACGGACCCAGGAGAGAUGUCGAACGCCGAGGGCCGAGAGGGUUUGCCGCCAGCUGUUGUUCGCCAGCGCUAUGUCGAGAAGCAGAGGCGGAUUUUGGAGGAGUAUUUGUCUAAUUUGAUCCGCUGGCUCAUGUUCCGUGCGGACAGCAACCGUCUCUGCCGCUUCCUGGAACUCUCCGCCUUGGGCGUCCGCCUGGCCGCCGAAGGCAGUUAUCACGGCAAGGAGGGUUACCUACACAUUCAGUCCUCGAAAGGACUUGAUUUCCGCCGCGUGCUUACACCAGCCAAGAUGAUCAACCGACACAGCAGCAAAUGGUUCUUGGUCCGGCAGAGCUACAUUGUUUGCGUCGAGUCACCCGAAAACAUGAACAUCUACGACGUGUAUCUUGUCGACAACAAGUUUGGUAUCAUGUCGAAGCGGAAUGCGCUCAAGUCUAUAGGUGGGACGAAGCCCAAGGUGAUGGACUUGACCAGGGAGGCACCACCAGACACACAUCAUACGUUGACUCUGAAGACUUCGGAACGCCAGGUGCGCCUGUGGGCAAGCAACCCAGGUAUGAUGCGAGAUUUCGAGCUGUCCAUCAACGAGAUGCUACGUCAGACCAUCUGGUACCAAAACAAGCGUUUUAACAGCUUCGCGCCGGUACGGCAGAAUGUUCAUGCACAAUGGCUGGUUGAUGGCCGCGAUUACAUGUGGAAUGUGUCGAGGGCCAUCAACAUGGCUCGCGAUGUCAUCUACAUCCACGACUGGUGGCUUAGCCCAGAACUGUACAUGCGUCGGCCAGCGUGCAUCAGUCAAAAAUGGCGACUAGAUCGGCUGCUUCAAAAGAAGGCCCGCGAAGGCGUCAAAAUCUUCAUCAUCAUCUACCGAAACGUCGAGGCCGCAAUCCCCAUUGACUCCGAGUACACAAAGUUCUCGUUGCUCAACCUGCAUCCGAACAUCUUCGUGCAGAGAUCGCCAAAUCAAUUCAAGAAGAACCAGUUCUUCUUCGCUCAUCACGAGAAGAUCUGCAUCGUCGACCACGACGUUGCUUUCGUGGGUGGCAUUGACCUGUGUUUCGGUCGUUGGGACAGCCCUCAGCAUCCCAUUACAGACGAUAAGCCCACAGGAUUCGAGGCAACCGAUCAGCCAAGAGACGCGGACAAUUGCCAGCUGUACCCCGGCAAGGACUACUCGAAUCCUCGUGUGCAGGACUUUUACAGGCUCAACGAGCCUUAUGAGGAAAUGUACGAUCGCCACGUUGUUCCAAGAAUGCCUUGGCACGAUAUCUCAAUGCAGGUAGUCGGCCAGCCUGCGCGUGACCUGACGCGCCACUUUGUCCAGCGAUGGGAUUAUCUGAGACGUGGACGCAAACCUACCAGGCCGCUUCCUUUCCUGUUGCCCCCGCCUGAAGCCAAGAUGGAGGAGCUCGAGGAGCUGGGCCUCACUGGCACGUGCGAAGUUCAGAUCCUGCGCUCAGCCACGACCUGGUCGCUCGGCAUUGAAGAGACGGAGCACAGUAUCCAGACGGCGUAUAUCAAGAUGAUCGAGGACUCCGAGCACUUCGUCUAUAUGGAGAACCAGUUCUUUAUUACCAGCACCGAGAUCUACAACACACGGAUCACGAACCGCAUCGGCGAUGCCUUGGUCGACCGAAUCAUCCGGGCGCACGAGAAUGACGAGGACUGGCGAUGCGUCAUCAUCAUCCCGUUGAUGCCUGGCUUCCAGAACACAGUCGACGAGCAGGAAGGCACUAGUGUGAGAUUGAUUCUCAUGUGCCAGUAUCGCAGUAUUUGCCGCGGUGAGCAUUCCAUAUUCGAGCGCCUCCGCGCCAAGGGCAUCGACCCCGAGGAAUACAUCAACUUCUACUCGCUCCGUCAGUGGGGGAUCAUGUCGAGUGGCAACAUGGUCACGGAGCAGCUGUAUAUCCACGCCAAGACUAUCAUUGUCGAUGAUCGUGUGGCCUUGAUUGGUUCAGCCAAUAUCAAUGAGCGGUCAAUGCUGGGUAGCCGUGAUUCAGAAUGUGCCGCUAUCGUCAGGGAUACCGACAUGAUGUGGUCGACCAUGGGUGGUCAGCCUUACCAAGUUGGACGGUUCGCUCACACCCUGCGCUUACGUUUGAUGAGGGAACACCUUGGACUGGACGUCGACGAGAUUCUUGCGCAGGAACGCCAGCACGAGAUGGACAAGGAGACCUUCGAGAACGAGAUGAACGAGAUUUAUGCUGAAGACACUGCCGAGCCCCAACCCAGGCAGCGUCCUCAUGCACCGCAGCGCCCGCCAAGCUUCAACCAUGAGCUUGACAUGGAGCAGGCCGAAGCAAUGCAUGAGUCGGAUUCGUCUUCUGAAAGGAACCGGGAGGUUGACCCACGUGUCGAAAACCUGACUCACCAAAUGGAUGUGCAGGGUCAUGGACCAGACCACUGGCGGGCGGCCGAGCAGACCGGUGCAGAUCAGGGACGGGAUACUGUGAUCAUUAACGGGCGGGAGGUGCUCGUUCACAACGUCGGCACCGAGGGCAAGGGCUCCCUACAGCAGCCCAACCAGGCGCACCAGACUCUGCCGAUGCCCGACAACAGGUAUCUUGAUCCAGCAGAGGCUGGUAGCGAGGCGCUGCCACCAAUGCCCCCAUUCAACCGGCGCACAACUGAACAGUUGGGUUUGCCCCGACCCGCACUACUACCUUCGCUGCCUGUUGUUGACGACACCGAUAUUGGCGGCCCGCCUGUACACACGGAUCCUGUGACUGGACGCCCGAUGAGCGGUGUUCUCCAUCCCAUGGCGGCUGACAUUAAGCCAGCGCACAUUGACAAGGACUGUAUGCGUGACCCCCUGGAUACCGACUUCAUGGAGGAAAUCUGGCACCGCGUGGCUGUGAACAACACUACGCUGUACCGCCGUGUCUUUCGCUGCAUGCCGGACUCUGAGGUCAGCAAUUGGGCCGAGUAUACAGAGUACAACAAUUAUGGCAAGAACUUCCGCGCCAUGAUGGAGGGACGCAGACCAAAGAGCAAGGGUGCCGAAGUCAACAGUGAAGGACACGCCGCGCAUCAGCCGUCGACAUCGGGGGCAGCAGGCGUCGCGGCACCUGGGCCCGAGGCGAUCAUUCAGGCUGCGGAGAACGAAAUCCACAAGAUCCCCGAGAAGAUCGGAGAGAAGAUCCCUGGCGUCAAUUCUGAGCAUCAGCAAUCUCACGGCCACAUGCCUCACAUCAUUACGCCCAGCGCCCCUGAAACAGCCGAACUGAAUGAGAAGCCGCCGGUUGAGGACGAGAAGGCCGGGCUGACUCUCGAUACAGGCGUUGCGAAUGAGAAGCAACGUGCACCCGAGGCAUCCUCACCAGUCUACUCGCAGGGAGAUGUUCCUUUCCCGGCCAUGGAGAACGGACAGACCAGGUUUCUGGAGCCACAGAUUAGCAACAAGGCGCGUGAGCGUCGGACGACCUUUUCCACUCUCGAGAAGCCCGCGUCGCGGGAGUCUGGUCCUAAUUCAAACAUCCUAGGCCGCGUCGGCUCUGUGAGGAACAGGCGACGAGCCAACACUAAGAAUAGCCGACGUGGCUUCACCUUGGACGACAUGCCCACACGCCAGGAAGCUGAAGUGUUGAUGAACAUGACGCAGGGCCACCUGGUGCAGUUUCCGUACAACUGGUUGGCGACGGAGGAGACCAACGGCAACUGGGGCUAUCAGGUCGAUGGUGUCGCUCCUUUGGCUAUCUAUGAUUAAGCUUGGUCUUAUCCUUUCUGGCAAGGCGUUUCAAAAAAGGCAUGGCACGGAGUUGCUUGAGGUAAUAUACGGCAUUGUUCGCACACAGCAUGCAUUUGCAGGGGCACACUCGACAUUUCCUUUCUACUUUUCAGUUCUUGUACAAGUAUAAU
This is a messenger RNA of Emericellopsis atlantica, 6095 nucleotides long. RefSeq lists its product as uncharacterized. The transcript is spliced from 2 exons. Gene Ontology annotation, molecular function: D-type glycerophospholipase activity. The record is from RefSeq and is a predicted model, not a curated record. Gene Ontology annotation, biological process: intracellular signal transduction; phosphatidic acid biosynthetic process; cell motility. NCBI's taxonomy places the organism in Eukaryota, Fungi, Ascomycota, Sordariomycetes, Hypocreales, Bionectriaceae. The coding region runs from base 457 to 5943 and encodes 1828 amino acids.